This is a messenger RNA of Propithecus coquereli (Coquerel's sifaka), 5793 nucleotides long. RefSeq names its product Fanconi anemia, complementation group M (gene FANCM). Gene Ontology annotation, molecular function: nuclease activity; four-way junction helicase activity; ATP binding. Gene Ontology annotation, biological process: replication fork reversal; interstrand cross-link repair; double-strand break repair via synthesis-dependent strand annealing. The transcript has 21 exons. NCBI's taxonomy places the organism in Eukaryota, Metazoa, Chordata, Mammalia, Primates, Indriidae. The record is from RefSeq and is a predicted model, not a curated record. The coding region runs from base 1 to 5793 and encodes 1930 amino acids.
AUGAGCGGACGGCAAAGAACACUUUUCCAGACGUGGGGCUCAAGCGUCUCCCGAUCCUCUGGAACUUCUGGUUGCAGCUCAGGAACUGAGCGACCUCAGAGACCUGGAGGCUCCAAGGCGCGUUUGCCAGCAACGGCGGAGGCUCAGCCGGAGUCGGACGAUGAUGUGUUACUGGUCGCGGUGUACGAGGCUGAGAGGCAGCUAAGUCUAGAGAAUGGCGGGUUCUGCACCUCAGCUGGAGCCCUGUGGAUUUACCCUACCAAUUGCCCAGUGCGGGACUACCAGCUGCACAUUUCCCGGACCGCUCUGUUCUGCAACACGCUGGUGUGUCUGCCUACGGGGCUGGGAAAGACCUUUAUUGCUGCCGUGGUCAUGUACAAUUUCUACCGCUGGUUUCCUUCAGGCAAGGUGGUCUUUAUGGCUCCCACGAAACCCUUGGUGACACAGCAGAUCGAAGCUUGCUACCAGGUGAUGGGUAUCCCACAGUUCCACAUGGCCGAAAUGACAGUCAGCUUAAAUGUUAUCCCUUCAGAAAGGUCCACUCUAAGCUUUAAAAUUUUGGAAGCAUUUGCUAGUUCUUUGAUUCAGAGGAAUGUUUUGAGAAGGGAUAUCUCCAAUCUAACGAAAUACCAGGUAAUUCUGGCAAGAGAUCAAUUUAGGAAAAACCCACCUCCAAAUAUUGUGGGAAAGCAACAAGGCAUAAUCGAGGGAGAGUUUGCUAUUUGUAUUAGUUUAUAUCAUGGUUAUGAAUUAUUGCAGCAAAUGGGAAUGAGAUCAUUAUAUUUCUUCCUUUGUGGAAUUAUGGAUGGAACCAAAGGAAUGACACGGUCAAAAAAUGAACUUAGCCGAAAUGAGGACUUCAUGAAACUCUAUAAUCAUCUAGAGUGUAUGUUUGCAGGUACACGUAGUACUUCAGCAUGUGGUAGAUCUACUAUCCAAAAAGGAGAUAAAGAUAAAACUUUUAUUUAUAGUCAUCCAAAGUUAAAGAAAUUAGAAGAAGUUGUAGUCGAACACUUCAGAUCAUGGAAUGCUAAAAACUCCUCUGAAAAGAAAUGCGAUGAGACCAGAGUUAUGAUCUUCUCUUCGUUUCGAGAUAGUGUUCAAGAAAUUGCACAAAUGCUUUUACAACAUCAGCCAGUUAUUAGAGUAAUGACUUUUGUUGGCCAUGCCUCAGGAAAAAGCACGAAAGGUUUUACCCAGAAGGAGCAACUGGAGGUAGUGAAACAAUUUCGUGAUGGUGGUUACAACACAUUGGUUUCUACCUGUGUUGGUGAAGAAGGUUUGGAUAUAGGGGAAGUUGAUCUUAUAAUAUGUUUUGAUGCUCAGAAGAGUCCAAUUCGUCUCAUACAACGAAUGGGCAGAACUGGCCGCAAACGUCAAGGCAGGAUUGUUGUUAUCCUUGCUGAAGGACGAGAAGAACGUAUUUAUAAUCAAAGUCAGUCCAACAAAAGAAACAUUUAUAAAGCUAUUUCAGGUAACAGGCAGGUCAUUCAUUUUUAUCAAAGAAGUCCACGAAUGGUUCCUGAUGGAAUCAAUCCAGAAUUACACAAAAUGUUCAUCACACAUGGUGUCUAUGAACCAGAGAAGGCUUCUCGGAACUUGCAGCGAAAGUCAUCUAUGAUUUCCUGUAGGAAUGGAAUGAAGCAAAGUAACUCAAAGAAAGAUUGGUUCUUAUCAGAAGAGGAAUUUAAAUUAUGGAACAGGCUUUAUAGAUUAAGAGACAAUGAUGAAAUUAAGGAGAUAACAUUGCCUCAAGUUCAGUUUCCAUCUUUACAAAAAGAGGAAAAUAGACAAACUCAAGAACCAACCAUUGGAAUUCAUCAACUUUCUCUCUCUGAAUGGAGAGUGUGGCAAGAUCAUCCUUUUCCUACGCAUCAAGUGGACCAUUCAGAUCGAUGCCGCCAUUUUAUAAGCCUUAUGCAAAUGAUAGAGGAAAUGAGACAUGAAGAGGGAGAAUGCAGCUAUGAAUUGGAAAUUAAAUCUUAUUUACAAAUGGAAGAUGUUAGAUCAACAUUUAGUGCUCCCAGGAACGAAUGUAAUGAUUUUGCCAACAGCACCUUUAUUACUCACAACAAAUCUUCAUUUACAAGGAAUAUAAAUCAAGGCAAUUCAUUUUCAGUGAUGGAAUCUGAUGAACAAUGUGCUGAAAUUUUUAAACAAACUCACAUCAAACCUACUAAAAUUGUUUCUCUAAAGAAAAAGUCUCCUAAAGAAAUGAAAAGAGAUCAGCUUAAAAAAGAAAAUAAUAAUGGUGUUAUAGAAUCUUUAGACACUGACAGAAGUUCUACUGUUGAAAAUAUUUUUCAGGUAGACCUACCAAAUGAUAAAAUGACAUUAGAUACAGAUGGAGUUGCUUCCACAUGUACUAUUACUGAAAAUGUUGUUAAUCAGCCAUGUAUAUCAACGGUAUGUCAGUUUACAAAUAAAUCUAUUAGUUCACUGGAUGGAAAUUUUUUAGAUUCUGGUUAUAACAGUUUCAGUGGUGAAAAAUCUGUUUCAUCUAACUUGCUUCUUCCAUUUGAAGAAGAGCUUUAUAUUACUAGAAUAGAUGAUCAGUUUUAUAAUUGUCACUCACUGACAAAAGAGGUACUAGCUAAUGUAGAGAGAUUUUUAUCUCAUUCUCCUCCACCUCUCACUGGACUCUCAGAUUUAGAAUAUGAAAUUGCUAAGGGUUUUGCACUUGAGAAUUUGCUUUUAUUACCCUAUGCAGAGCAUUUGCAAAAUGAUAAAUCCACCUAUUUGAUGUCACAAUUAGCUGUGAAUUCUCAACAGAAUUUAGAAUUGAAUUCACUUAAACUUACUAAUCAUCCUUCUGAAAAAAGUUACCUUUAUGAUACAACUAAUGAUAAGAUUUCUGAUGCACCAAGCUUCUGUGAUUGUGAUGAUAAAGUACAUAAAGAUAUCCAAAAGGAAAAUUUAGUACCUAACAAUCAUGUUCAAAUACACAAAGGUCCUGCCAACAAUUUAGUUGAAGAAAACAGUAAUGAUGUCGGUAACAAUGACCUCCCAGUGUUGUUCGCUGAUCAGGAUGAGAGUUUACCAUUAUUUGAAGAUGUUAAUACAGAAUUUAAUGAUGUGAGCCAUUCUCCCUUGAACAGUAAAGGCAAAUCUUUAUGUGUGUCAGACAAAACUAUGAUAAGUGAAACAGCUCUAGUCUCUCAGUUCUUAAUUUCUGAUGAACUUUUGUUGGACAGUAAUUCUGAAUCCCAAGAUCAAAUCAUCUGUGGUACUAAUCUUUGGAAAUCUUAUGAAGAUUUGAGAGGUAUACGUGAGGAAAAAAUGAAGAGUAAUGAAUAUGUUUCUGAUUGCUCUAGGGAUUUAUUUUCUGUUACUUUUGAUUUAGGAUUUCAUAGUCCAGAUUCUGAUGAUGAAAUAUUAGAGCAUGCAUCAGAUACAAAUAACAAUAGACUUCUAGAUGAUCUAUCUGAAAGGUGUUUGGAUAUUAAGAAGAUAAGCAAUGCAAAUUAUGUUUCAAAUCAAGCAGUAAUAGGAAGAGAUCAUGGUGAAAAUCUUACAAGUGGAACCAUUACUAUCCCAUCAAAUGAAGAUAUGCAGAGUCCAAAUUUUGGGUGUUUUCCACCAAGUGAAGAAAAAAAUAAAGAAUUUAUGUCUCCUGGUUAUUCUCAGUUUUCUUCGCCAGUAGGAAAAAAAAUUAUGAGUACACCACUUUCUGAAUCAAAGACACUGAACUCAUUUUCUAAGAUGAGGAAGGAAAUGCCUAAGAUGCCAGAUUCUAGUAAGGAAAAAGUAAAUCUACAAAGUUUCAAAGAAACAUUGAAUUCAACUUUUGAUUGUUCAGGAUUUUCUCUAGAGAAAGCUAAAAGCAAUGAUCAAAUAUAUCUACAUCAGCCCUAUCAUUCUGCUAAAGAUGAACAAUUACUAACAAGUAAUGAAAGUGAAGAUGAUGAGAUUUUCCAAAGAAAAAGUAAAAAAGCAAAAGAAAAUGUUUUCAAAUCCUCUGAGGAUCAGAAAAAUAGUGAAGUUGAUUCUCCGCUUCAUGCUGUCAAAAAGCGCAGGGUUCCUGUAAACAGAUUAGAAUUAUCAUCUAGUGAUGAGAGUGAGAAUUUUUGCAAACCAUAUCCACAAUUAGAAGACUUCAGGGGUUGUAAGAGGAGUGCCAGAAGGGGCAUCAAAAUCCAAAAGAGACAGAGUCACCUAAAGCAUGUAGCUAGGAGAUUUUUAGAUGAUGAAGCAGAACUUUCUGAAGAAGAUACAGAAUGUAUUUCAUCAGAUGAAAAUGAUGAGUCAGAAAAUGAACAAGAUUCCUCAUUACUUGAUUUCUUAAAUGAUGAGACUCAACUUUCACAGGCUAUAAAUGAUUCUGAAAUGAGAGCUAUUUAUAUGAAAUCUGUGCGUAGUCCAUUGAUGAGCACUAAGUACAAAAUAAUCCAUAAGAAACGUAGCAACAUAAACAUUUUCUCACAGAUUCCUGAGCAAGAUGAGACCUAUUUAGAAGAUAGUUUUUGUGUUGAUGAAGGAGAGUCUUGCAAAAGCCAAUCAAGUGAAGAAGAAGUUUGUGUUGAUUUUAACUUAAUAAAUGAAGAUUGCUUUGCAAAUGGGAGUAAAAAAUAUAAAACCCGACGUGCAGUACUGCUAAAACAAAUGGUGAAACAAAAUUGUGCACGAUCAAAAAAGAAAUUUUCCAGAAUUAUUUUACCAGAUGAUUCAAGUGAGGAGGAAAACAAUGUAAACGGUGAAAGAGAAUCCAAUAUUGCGGUUAACCCAAGCACCAUUAACAAGAACAGACAACAGGACCAUUGUUUGAAUUUAGUACCUUCUGGGUCUUCAUUGCAAUCCGGAGUCCAUUCUAAUCCGAUAGCUAAUCAAUCAACAAAGCAGAGACAACAGACACCACUUAAUUUAAAGGAUAUAAUUUCUGAAGUCUCAGACUUCAAACCUCAGAGCCAUAAUAAAAUUGAAUCCACCUCACCACCAUUCACUUCUGUUGAUUCACAGAAAGACUAUAGAAAAUUUCCAAUUCCGUUGAAGGUUGGUGUUCUGGAGGAUUCUAGCACUUCAGGAGCAUACUGUUCCAGUUCAAGCCCAUAUUUGUCUGGGACAUAUACUUCUCUUAGACUUCCACAGAAAGGAAAAAGAACCUGUAUUCUUGUAGAUAGUCAUGAAAUCACUUCUGGUUUAGAAGUAAUUUCUUCCCUAAGAGCAAUUCAUGGAUUAGAAGUAGAGGUUUGUCCUCUUAAUGGCUGUGAUUACAUUGUGAGUAACCGCAUGGUGGUGGAAAGGAGGUCUCAAUCUGAGAUGUUAAAUAGUGUUAGUAAGAACAAGCUCAUUGAACAGAUCCAGCACCUGCGGAGCAUGUUUGAAAGAAUAUGUGUGAUUGUGGAAAAGGACAGAGAAAAAACAGGAGAGACAUCAAGGAUAUUUAGGAGAACAAAGAGCUAUGACAGCCUGCUGACUACCUUAAUUGGUGCCGGAAUCCGAAUUCUUUUCAGUUCCUGCCAAGAAGAAACUGCAUAUUUGCUAAAGGAAUUGUCUUUAGUGGAACAAAGAAAGAAUGUUGGUAUUCAUGUUCCAACAGUGGUGAAUAGUAGUAAAUGUGAGGCACUUUUGUUUUAUUUAAGUAUUCCAAAUAUAAGUUAUGUAACGGCAUUAAAUAUGUGUCACCAAUUUUCAUCUGUGAAAAAGAUGGCUAACAGCUCACCUCAAGAAAUCUCCAUGUAUGCACAAGUAACUCAUCAAAAGGCUGAGGAGAUCUAUAGAUAUAUUCACUAUGUAUUUGACAUACAAAUGUUAUCAAAUGAUAUUAACCAAAGUAGACUGAAGUCUGAUGCGUGA